AUGUCCGAAAUAAGUGAAAUUGUCAUUAUCUAUCCAAACCAUCAACAUAAAUGCAAACGACAGACUGUGAUGUUUCAGGGUUUUAUAGAUUCAGAUACUAAAAAGGAUUGGGAUUCAUCUCAAUCAUCAACAGAGAAGCCCCCCCCAUGGAAGAAGCUUCUAUGGGUGAAACAAGAUUAUCCUGAUGAUUAUGUAGACAGUACUUUUCUCCACGAGUUGCGGAAGAACGUGAACGUCAGAGCGUAUGAUUAUUGGGAAGUGGUAAUGGAAUCGGGAGUAAUUUCGCAGCACAUAAGCAGUAUAAUAAUCUUUGUUGCAGUCUUCAUAUACUUGUAUUUCGACAUGCUUUCGGCCGAAAAGCUCAUUGCUACUGGAACUAUUCUUACCGCCAUUGGAUACAUAAUCUGGGCUUUGAGUAUACGAAAGACAGAUCCAUCCUACGAAUAUAAACAAAAAAAGACAGCGAAAGGAGCAGUACUCUUUUUUGCAACGCUUCUCGGACUAUCUCCCAUAUUAAAGACACUCACAAAGGAUACAAGCAGUGAUACUAUAUGGGCACUGACUGUGAUACUGUUUCUUACAAAUAUGCUUUUUCAUGACUAUGGUUCGGGAAAUCGAACAAAUAUCAGAUUUCCUGGAUCGGUCUCUGUUAAUGCGGCAAUAUUUGCCUCUGUACUUUUGGCAUCUAGACUUCCUUCUAAUUUACACGUGUUUGGAUUGAUGUCAUUUGCAGUAGAGUGGUUUGCAUUGUUUCCAAUAUUUAGAAGAUAUACGAGGGUAAUGUCAAAAAACCACGAGAGUGCGGGUAGUGGGGAAGUUGAGCAUAAUACACCCGACUAA
Paraglomus brasilianum is the source of this 840-nucleotide messenger RNA. Lineage: Eukaryota; Fungi; Glomeromycota; Glomeromycetes; Paraglomerales; Paraglomeraceae. The record is from the annotation of a GenBank genome assembly.